UAUGGGGUUAGAAAAGGUGAAAGGUGAACAUUUCAUGGAACUAGCAUCAUGAGAGUCAUGAAUGCUGACUUAUCAAACAGAGUCCAAUAAGAACUACCUGUCAAUCAAGUUUAAUGGCAAGCCUGAAGCUGAGCUGAAUGAACUUCGCCAACUAGGGGAACCUAUCGCAACAAGCAUAUGGAUGCCACCGUGGCUACGACCAUGUUCAAAAGUUUUCUGGAUGUAUUCGGAUACCUUGAUUCCCUAUGUGCCUUGGGGUCGCGAGAUACAUGGAGUCUGCAAGCUCCCGCAAGGUUAUACGCUCGCAUUCGUUCCUCGGCACGCGAAGGUGAGGCCGGCCAAGUCUCUAGACGAAAGGCAGGAUAACGAGCUUGAAGAAAGAUUCGACAGUACAAUAUCUGCAUCUUUCAGCACCAUUAAGGCUGUGGUGGCGAUUUUGCAGACACUGUAUGCCUCCUUCACCUUAUACCGCACCCGAGGGGACCAGUUAGUUCAGUACGGAUACGCGGCCUUUGGUCUAACGGUGACACCGUACUUGGUUAUGUCCAUCAUCAACCUUAUUGGGAACAUGGUAACUCCCGAGUAUGCGGCCCUAUACAUGGUAAGGUCUGACAUCAUGAAAGAGGCUAGAGGGAGGGGAGCAGUGAUUGAUGGUGAAGUUGGCGAGAUUGUUCCGGAUGAUUAUUCGAUCUGGUCUUUUGGAGUUCCAAACGAGCUUUCUGGGUCUUUCACAUCCAUAGAUGAAGAUCGCCUAGGCUUAACGAAUAUCACAUACUCUCCGUCGGAUACGGUGGUUCGUCAACCAUCAGACGUCGAGUCGGUAAUUAAGCCCGAGUCGACGGAUAUCACCAAUGACGCAAACCCAUCAGUUAUACCCGGACAAGAAAUCGAAAAUGAUGAGAAAGUUUCCGAGAUAGGAUCUAACGAGAAACCCGUUGCUGAUACCGAUGCACCGAUCGAGCUUAAAUGGAUGGGUAUUGAAGCGCUCAAGUCGGAUCCGCAGCCUGAGCCUGAACCUGUCUUGCUAAUUCCGAACUGUGGCAACUUCGCGACAACACGCCGUCCUGUGAACAACUUACCAACAGGGAUAUCCGAUAUCAGCCAACUUUCUCGCAGGGAGCGGUCCAGGCUAAAACAUAGCGGCCUAAUAUCGUACCUGGUUAUCCAGACCGUGAAUCUCUUCAUUACCGGCAUUUCCAUAGCUGUCAUCGGCGGGCUAUCUGGCUUCCAUAAGGGCAAUAGCACAACAGCGCAGCGUGUGUGGACUAUGAUGUGGCUUGUAUUUGGAUUUCUGAUGGGUCCGAAUUUCGUGGCACUUCCUUCUGCAACGUCUCUGGUCACCUUAUUUAGAUCUGCAAAGCGAGAGGACCAAGAUCCCCAGUCAUCAAGACAUUUCUUCACCUGGGGUUUCAUAACUGCCCUCAUCUAUGGCGUCCCUGGGUUUGGAGGCUAUGUCAUCGUGGGAAAGAUGUUGUAUAAGUAUGGGAACUGUGUUUCUAUAGACUGAAAAUGGCAUCUCUGCUCUCGAGUAAAGGUGGCAACAAUACCUAGGAUCAUGAAUCUUGGUACUUUUCGACCAGCAGAGGUGGGAUAAGUUUGUCGAGUUUCUAGCUGUCGUCAACCGAGAAGACAGGGCUGGGUUCAUUCAUAAGCUGCAAGGGCCUGUUAAGCAGCGAAUAUUCCGUAAUCGAAAUUAACGUAACUUGCAGUUAUCGGUGAGGUCCGGGGAGAUAUUAUGGUUAUUGGAAGUGUUGAAUUGAUAUUAGCAACAGUAUAUUGAAGUUCAAUAUGCAAAUUUACUUCGUAUGUGAUAGUACUUACAAUUGUAUCCCUUCAUAAAUAGGGGAAAGUGCAUUACCUAAUCUAUGGUAUAUAAAGAUUCGCUUAACAUAGAAAUAUGAAUAUAAACGAUAAUCCUUGUAAAGGGAUCAAUUAUAAG
Annulohypoxylon truncatum is the source of this 1939-nucleotide messenger RNA. RefSeq lists its product as uncharacterized. Lineage: Eukaryota; Fungi; Ascomycota; Sordariomycetes; Xylariales; Hypoxylaceae. The record is from RefSeq and is a predicted model, not a curated record. The transcript has 2 exons. The coding region runs from base 62 to 1507 and encodes 481 amino acids.